CCCAGCUUUAAAGUAUUACACCAUGUUUAGCCAGUGAGAGCUCACUGAUCGUCUUCAUCAUGACCAUCAUCAUCUCUCUGCUCCUGUUGGCCUCUCUGCUGCCACACCUGACCUUCACUGCUCAUGUGAAUAUGCGUAUAAUGAAUGGAAAAGAAGUCAGACCCCUCUCCAGACCUUACAUGGUUUCACUUCAGAAGAGUGGGAAACAUUUCUGUGGUGGAUUCCUCAUUUCUGAUCAGUUUGUCCUGACUGCCGCACAUUGCUGGAAGGGAUAUGAUAAUCUGAUGGUUGUUGUUGGUGCUCAUGACUUAAGGGACAGCAAGAGUUCAGAUCACAUCUCAGUGAAGUCCUACAUCCCUCAUCCAGACUAUAGGCCUACAAAUAAACCUCAUCAUCAUGAUGCUGACAUCAUGCUUUUGAAGCUAAAGAAAAAAGUCAAACUAAACAACAAGGUUGGAGUGAUACCAUUACCAAAGAAAGGAGAAGAUGUCAAAGCAGCCUGUAGUGUUGCCGGCUGGGGAAGACUGACUGGUGGCUCAAGGAGCGAUCUUCUGAUGGAGGCAAAAGUGUCCAUAAUAAAUAACAACGAAUGUAGAAAUAGAUGGGGAGAAUUAUACUCAGUUUCAAAGAUGAUUUGUGUAUAUGGACGUGGUGGAACCUACAAAGGGGAUUCAGGAGGUCCUUUGGUUUGUGGAAACACUGCUGUUGGUAUCACAUCCUUCGGUUCACGUCAUCACCGUAAUACACUUGAGCGUCCUAAUGUGUAUACUAAGAUUUCAAAAUAUAUUCAGUGGAUCAAGAAAGUAGUCUGGAAAUGUAUAGUGACUUCAUGGAAACUAAAAAAGGAAGAAAUGUUAUUCUUGAAUUCUUCCAUAAACGUUCUUUCAAUAAAAGUAUCACAUGGCAAGCAUCAAUUAUAGUCAAAGUGUUCUCAUUGUCACAACCAUAUAUAAUUUAGAC
This is a messenger RNA of Megalobrama amblycephala (Wuchang bream), 960 nucleotides long. Its product is annotated as mast cell protease 4-like. The coding region runs from base 60 to 920 and encodes 286 amino acids. The transcript has 5 exons. The record is from RefSeq and is a predicted model, not a curated record. Lineage: Eukaryota; Metazoa; Chordata; Actinopteri; Cypriniformes; Xenocyprididae. Gene Ontology annotation, biological process: proteolysis. Gene Ontology annotation, molecular function: serine-type endopeptidase activity.